AGAAACCCACGAGUACCAUUCUCACAACAUCAAGUAGCAGUUUUAGAAGAAAAGUUUCGCAGAACACAUUAUUUGAGUAGCAUGGAUGUUGCUGAGUUGUCAGCAAAUCUGAACCUCUCUGAGACCAGGGUAAAAAUCUGGUUCCAGAAUCGAAGAGCGAGGGAAAGAAGAGAUCGA
This is a messenger RNA of Lottia gigantea (owl limpet), 177 nucleotides long. RefSeq lists its product as hypothetical. Gene Ontology annotation, biological process: embryonic morphogenesis; regulation of transcription by RNA polymerase II. Lineage: Eukaryota; Metazoa; Mollusca; Gastropoda; Lottiidae. The record is from RefSeq and is a predicted model, not a curated record. Gene Ontology annotation, cellular component: nucleus. The annotation marks the transcript as partial. Gene Ontology annotation, molecular function: RNA polymerase II transcription regulatory region sequence-specific DNA binding; DNA-binding transcription factor activity, RNA polymerase II-specific. The transcript is spliced from 2 exons.